AUGAGUUCAGUAUUUGGCCAACAAGCGCAACAAGAGAACAGGUUUGCAAACUUGCAAAUAAAUUAUCCUCAGCAGCAGCAGCAAAACCAACAACAGCAGAAUAGUUCACAAUCACUAGUACAGAGCUCUGCCACGAAUGGAAAGGAAGAAAACUGGUAUAAUAUAGCUAGAAAGAGAAACAUUCCACAAUCCGUGAUAAAAAGAUCGUCUAAACCGAGCUCAUCUGGAGAUGGAUCUUCGAAUGACAACUCUUCCCAAAGAUCCGGAUUCAAUAGCGUCCAGUUUGGCACAAAGAAGCCAACAUUCAGCUCUACGCAGCCUGCACAACCUACUGAUAUCGCGACUUAUGUGGAAUCGAAUGAAGCUCCCCCAACAAAAUCGUUAUAUGAUUGGCAACGAGAGGAUGAGUUCGGGUCUGUCCCCACUAACGUGAACGCAAUGCCUUCGUCUAACCAAAUACCUUUGACUCAAGAAUACACUAAGAGCACAAGAAACGCAUUCGACAGAGAUGCGUCGAAAUCCCCUGUAAAACCGACAGCGGAUCAAACAAAUGAUAUAUCAAGACAAAAAUCGCAAGAGAGCGCAGUAAUUGUAUUUGGAUAUCCAGAAUCCAUUUCAAACCAAAUAAUAUUACAUUUCUCAAAAUUCGGAAAUAUUUUAGAGGACCUUGAGGUUCUAAGAGGUGUUACAGGUAACAACAUAUCCAGUGCUACUAUUAGAAUUCGUGCUCAAAAUAAGGACUCUAAAAUUCCUCAUAAGAAAUAUCCUAUCUUCACGGGCGAUGGAUGGAUUAAAAUCACGUAUGACUCCCCUAGUGCCGCUCUGAGAGCUCUACAAGAGAAUGGUACCGUUUAUGGAGGUUGUUUAAUUGGCUGCGUUCCUUAUAGCAAAACAGCCGUAGAACAAUUGGCUUCGUGCAAAAUCGAUAAAACUGAUGACAUCGGAGAAAUCCCGUUCAGUUUAUCGAUGAAACCAAACGGACCUGAAUCAUCUGAUAUACAAAAUGGGACACAAGAAAGUGCUGAUAAUAAUAAACAUGGGUUCACCUUUUCUACUCGGAAAUUGGAUGUCAAAGAUGGAAAGCAGUUGUUUGUGCAUAAUGCAAACCCUCCUCAUGGUGGUCCAAACUUUUUAAGAAAUUUGGAGAACAAGUUACGAGAACAGGAACAGCAUGGGAAUAACCAACAACCAACAAAUUUAAUUGGAAGGGUCAACAAUUGGUUAUUCGGGUGGAACGACCUAUAG
Molecule: messenger RNA, 1245 nt
Organism: Kluyveromyces lactis
Lineage: Eukaryota; Fungi; Ascomycota; Saccharomycetes; Saccharomycetales; Saccharomycetaceae
Gene: ASM4
Product: FG-nucleoporin ASM4
Exons: 1
Coding region: 1-1245 (414 amino acids)
Biological process (GO): nuclear pore organization; NLS-bearing protein import into nucleus; regulation of DNA-templated transcription
Cellular component (GO): nuclear pore nuclear basket; nuclear membrane; nuclear pore central transport channel
Molecular function (GO): phospholipid binding; single-stranded DNA binding; structural constituent of nuclear pore
Source: RefSeq, a predicted model, not a curated record